Medicago truncatula (barrel medic) is the source of this 3884-nucleotide messenger RNA. Its product is annotated as protein FAR1-RELATED SEQUENCE 5. The record is from RefSeq and is a predicted model, not a curated record. Gene Ontology annotation, molecular function: zinc ion binding. The coding region runs from base 449 to 2188 and encodes 579 amino acids. The transcript is spliced from 3 exons. Lineage: Eukaryota; Viridiplantae; Streptophyta; Magnoliopsida; Fabales; Fabaceae.
AUUUUAUUAAGAGAAAAGGUCACACCUCUUCUUCUUCAACUUGAAAGCGUCUGUUGAAAGAGUACCUUUCGAACACCCCACCGCCGCAUAUGAGUAGCGUUUCUGGAAACAUGAAUGGGUCAACAAUUCCAAUAGUUGAAGGUGUAGAGAAAUUGAGGAACAAUAUUGAUGUGAAUAUUGUGCAAAAUGGAGAAGAGACUGUUGUUGAUUAUAUACCACACUUGGAAAUGGAGUUUGAAUCUGAGGCAGUGGCAUAUGAAUUUUAUAAUAAGUAUAGUAGGAGAAUUGGGUUCGGUAUUCGUCGAGAAUAUGGAAAUAAAAGCAAAAAAGAUGGAAUUCUGACUUCAAGAAGAUUCACGUGCUUUAAAGAGGGUAAACGGGUGUUGACAAACGAGACCAUUUGACAAAAGAGGGGAGAGUGGAAACCAGAACGGGAUGUGAUGCACGUAUGGUUAUUUCACUUGAUCGAAAGAUUGGUAAGUACAAGGUUGUUGACUUUGUAGCUCAACAUAAUCAUCUUCUUGAACCGCCAGGGUAUUUUCAUACUCCUCGCUCCCAUCGACAAAUAUCUGAGUCACGAGCAUGUCAAGUUGUAGUGGCUGACGAAUCUGGAUUAAAACGAAAAGAUUUUCAGGAAUAUGUGUACAAGCAAGAUGGUGGGAUAGAUGAUGUUGGUUAUCUUCAAACUAGAAGGAUGAGGUCACUAAUGUAUGGUGAAGUGGGUGCGUUGUUGAUGCAUUUCAAACGGCAACGUGAAAAUCCUUCAUUCUAUUAUGACUUCCAAAUGGAUGUUGAAGAGCAAAUAACAAAUGUAUUUUGGGCGGAUGCACAAAUGAUAAACGAGUAUGGAUGCUUCGGUGAUGUCGUCACUUUGGACACAACAUACAUGACAAAUAAGGAUUAUCGUCCGUUGGGAGUAUUUGUUGGACUAAAUAAUCACAAGCAGAUGGUUGUUUUUGGUGCAACAUUGCUAUAUGAUGAAACAAUCCCUUCUUUUCAAUGGUUAUUUGAAACUUUUCUCAAAGCAAUGGGUGGAGAAAAGCCUAAAACCCUUCUAACUGAUCAAGAUGAAGCAAUGGCUAAGGCUAUUUCUGUAGUUAUGCCGGAAACAUUUCAUGGGUUGUGCACUUGGCGUAUAAGAGAAAAUGCACAGACACAUGUGAACCAUCUUUAUCAAAAGAGUUCAAAAUUCUGCUCAGAUUUUGAAGCAUGCAUUGAUCUACAUGAAGAGGAAGGUGAAUUUUUGAACGCAUGGAAUGUUUUACUUGUUGAACAUAAUGUUUCUGAAGAUUCAUGGCUCCGUAUGAUUUUUCAAUUAAAGGAAAAAUGGGCAUGGGCGUAUGUUCGAAAACAUUUCACUGCAGGUAUGAGAUCUACUCAAUUAAGUGAGAGUUUUAAUGCUGAGUUGAAAAAUUAUUUGAAGUCAGAUUUAAAUUUAGUUCAAUUUUUCUCACACUUUGGAAGGAUUGUCCAUGGAAUACGGAACAAUGAAUCAGAAGCCGAUUAUGAGUCAAGACACGAGUUGCCUAAAUUGAAAAUGAAAAGGGCUCCUAUGCUUGUACAAGCCGGAAACAUUUACACUCCAAAAACCUUUGAGGAAUUUCAAGAAGAAUAUGAGGAAUAUCUAGGCACUUGCGUAAAGAAUUUGAAAGAAGGGUUGUAUGUUGUUACAAAUUAUGAUAAUAAUAAGGAGCGGAUGGUAAUAGGGAAUCUUAUGGAUCAAAAGGUUGCUUGUGAUUGUCGUAAAUUUGAGACACACGGCAUCUUAUGCAGUCAUGCUUUGAAAGUAUUAGAUGUUAUGAAUAUUAAGCUGAUUCCUCAACACUAUAUACUGAAGCGAUGGACAAGAGAUGCAAGAUUGGGAGGUAAUCAUGAUUUGAAAGGGCAGCAUAUUGAACUGGAUACAAAAGCUCAUUUCAUGAGGCGAUACAAUGAUUUAUGUCCUCAAAUGUUUAAAUUGAUCAACAAAGCAUCAAAAUCUCAUGAAACUUACACAUUUUUGUCCAAAGUUUUUGAAGAGUCUGAUAAAAUAAUUGAUGAUAUGUUGGCUAAAAAGUUUGUGGGCGUAGAAUCACUUGAGAUGUCUCAUGUAUCCAUACCCGUUGCCAUGAAAAAAAUUGACAACAAUGUCCACACUCUGGAUGUCGGUGGGGAGCAGGGUAUAAAGAAAGCUAGAUUGCUCAAAUAAUGCUAAAAAAAGGGUUGGACGUAAUCCAGUUGUCCCAGUGUCAUUUACUCAGGUCAUAACAUCAAAAAGCAGCAUAAAAUGACCAUCACAUCCUGAGUGGAUGGUGAUUGGACCUAAUUCUAUUGAAGAGUUCAAGUUUCUCUUAGAUCCUACCCAAGAAAUGUUCUCCCCACAACAUUACAAUCUCUCACUUUUCUUUCUUGUGAGAAUCUAGAAUUCUUACCUCAUGAAUCCUUACCAUAUUACACUUCACUUGAGAAAUUGCAAAUAUUCAAUAUCUGUGAUUCAUUGACAUCCUCUCAGCUAGUUCUCUCCCAGUCGUCAAAAGUCUUUUCAUCUCAGGUUGUAAAAAUCUAAAAGCUUUUUCUUUUUCAGAAGAGGUGUCAGCCGUCACAUAGUCAUCCCUUUCUUCAAAGUUUAUCCAUAUAUGCUUGUCCUAAUCUUCAGUCAUUUCCACUUCAUAGACUAAAUGCUCACCAAUUCACGGUCUAUCUAGCCUUUAUCAAUUGAGUGUGUAUGGACGUCCAAAACUGCAGGCUUUUGCACAAGAAAAUUUACAAUGAAUUUAAGAUACUUGAAGUGUCCUAUUUUGGGAGUGUCUACUUCAGCUAUCACUAGGUGGGGUUUGCAUUCCCUUGUCUUGCAGAGUUGCGAAUUUGAGGUGAUGGUCGUAUGGAUUCCCUGAUGAACAUUGGAGAGUCAUUGCUUCCGACUUCUCUCGUAUAGAUACACAUCUCCCAUCUUUAUUAUUUAAAAUGCUUAAAAGGGAAGUGGCUUCAGCGUCUCACAUCUCUCGAAAACCUUGAGAUUUCAGAUUGUCGCCGGCUUAAAUCCUUACCGGACGAAAGACUGCCUUCCUCGCUUUCAGUAGUGACUAUCAAGUGAUGCUCUUACUACAACCAAGCUGUCAGGGCAAGGAGGGAAAGAGUGGCAUAAGAUUGCACAUACUCCAUGCUUUUACUACAAAGUGAUAAAUGAAUCUUCAGUUUCUCUUUCCAGGUUACAGUGGAGUUUGAAUCUUUUGUGCUGUCUGCUCUCACACACUUCAGCAAUUCUGCAAGAAAUUCUAGUGAUGGCCGGUGAUUUGAAUGAGGGAGUUUUGCCUAAUAAGCGAAGGACCGCACUUGAGGAGUUUGUGGACAGGCCCAAAAAAAGAGGAGUCUGUGAAAGGAAGCAUGUAAGAAUUAAGUGACUUAGCAAGAAGUUUCUAGAAUUCUGAGCUGGCAGCAAGCUUUGAUGAGAAUUAGUUAUAUUAAGGGAAUAAAGCGGUGUAAGAGAAUCAUCUUGGAAUUCUGCUGUUAUGGAAAGAGAGCAUUCUCUUUGGAGCCACUUGGCUAGGCUAGUAGUAUCCCUCUGCUAUAUUUUGUUUUCUUUCUUUUCAGUUUUGCUGUAACUACCUCCUCUAGUAUUCAACAAAAUUUCAUUUUAGUCUUUCUCAAUCUUGAUCUCAUCAGCUGGUCAUCCUGUGUCUUCUGAGAUGUUGUUGAGUUCAGAUUCUGCUAUUAAAUUGUGGAAGGUUUUUAAUUGACAGGAUUGAGUAGAGAAAGGUUUUAGAAUGAUGAUGUGUUAUGAAUUUCAUAUCUAAAUGUUGAUGCUUCUGAUUUUUAUUUAGUUUCAUUCAUUAUGUAUCUCAAGUUUUAUGUUGUUUGUCACACUAAAUAUGAUGUCAAUAUAAGUUCUAGCUGGUUAAAAUGAA